ACAUUUAUUAUUAUCCUCUUUGAAUUUAACCCUAUUGUGUAUUUGUUUAUAAUAUUAUGCUAUUUGAAAUUUGCAGUUGCCUAGUGACUAUUAACUAUUUAUCAUCUUGGUCAUAUAAUUCACAUCACGAGAGUAUUUUUUUGUAAAUAGAGUUUAUCCUAGUCUCGUUAGCCUCGUCAUUCCUAGAGGAUUUUUUUAUGUUUUCGCUAUCAGUUACACAAUUUUUUAAGGUGGUUACGAAAGCGAAAACAAGAACAAUCAUGGCAAAAAAGAUUGAAAGACAUUAGCCAAAACUAUUUUCAAAUUGAAUAAUGGAUGGUGGUGAUCGAAUGUUAGUUGCAGCGGGGCUCACAGCGGCGGUUGUUGUUGGUGCAUUCGUGCUGUGGGGUCCUGGUGGCGCCCCUAAAGUCCGCAAACGUAGAGGCCAGAUAGCUGGCUUACAAAACCUCGGCCGGACAUGUUUUCUUAAUACUUUGCUCCAGGCGCUUGCGGCGUGCCCUACUUUCAUAGAGUGGUUGAGGAAAUACGCGAAAUCCGAUGGACAUAAUAGCAUGAUUACAACUCUGUAUACUGUAAUUGAAGUUGUCAAUGGAACUCAUGAGUCAGCUCGGGGGACACCAGUGUGUCCCCUUGGUGUCCUACAAGCUUUACGAGCAGCAGGUUGGGUAGUACCAGCCGAUCAGCAAGAUGCCCAUGAGCUGCUGCAUGUACUGCUCACCUGUAUUGAGGAGGAAACUGCUGCUAUGGCAAAAAAGCCUGGAUGUCUAUCCGACGCCUUAGGACUCGGCGGCGGAAAGGCCUGGUCCGCCCUGGCGUCUCCCGCGUCUCCGCCCUCGGGCUCCUUCGGCCCGCGACCCGCAAGACCGGCCUCCGCCGCGCCGGCUACCGAACCGGACUCAACCGAUCCAGACGAACCCGAGACGGAGCCUCCACCUCUGCGCAAGGGCGUGUCGCGGUCCUUCUGUCAGCUGAGCGGCCUGGGUCGUCGCUGGGCCUGUGCGCCUUCUCGGCCCGCUCCAGCGCCGCCCUUCAACGGCACUCUCGCGUCGCGCACCCACUGCACCGUGUGCUCCACGAAGAGUCCGAUUCGCUACGACAAGUUCGACAGCGUGUCGCUGUCCAUGAGCGACGCCGGCACCGGUCCGGCCGGGAGCUACGCCUUGGCCGGCCUGCUGCGCGCCUUCACAUCCCCGGAGAUGGUGAGUGGUGUGAGAUGCGGGCGCUGCGCCCCCCGGGUCGACGCGGCCGCGGACCAGACCACCAAACACAUCCGCACACUCAGCUUCGGCAAGCUGCCGGCGUGUCUGUGCCUGCACAUCUCGAGGGUGGAGUGGGGCGUCGGCGGCCUCAGCAAGAGGGGCGAGUUCGUCGCCUUCCCCGAGACGCUCAGCUUAGCUCCCUUCACGGCGGCGACUCAGAAUCGAGGAGUGGAUAUAUCGAUGGUACUGAGCGAGGCGCGUCUGCGCAGCGGUUUGUCAGCGCUGAAGGCGGCGGGGGCGGAAGCGUCGGCGGGAGCGGAGCGCGCCCUGUAUCGGCUGACAGCGGUCGUCGUGCACGUGGGCGGACCGAGGUCCGGCCACUUUGCUACGUAUCGCCGCGGGAAUGGCUUCGAGAGCAAACGGUGGUGGUACACGUCGGACACGUUGGUGCACGAAGUGUCCCUGCAAGAGGUACUGCGGUGCUCCGCAUAUCUGCUCUUCUACGAGAGGGCGGCCCCGCCCCUCAACACUCACUUCUAGCUCUCCGGUUGAUAUCUGUUGUUAUUAUUUUAUAUACUUAAGUUAAUUGCGAAAUAGAGUUUUUAAUGGGUUAGAAUUGCUGGUCUACCGAGUUGUGCCAUUGUGUUUAUUUUUGAAAUGUACUUGUGACUUCGAAUGAACAAUGAUAUGAAUUUCAACAAACGUGACUCAUGAAAUUUGCCUUGUCAUCUUAAUAUGUUAUAGGAAUAACCUUAAGGAUGAAUAGGUAGGUAAUCAACGCUCUUUGCAUAUUUGUAAAGUCCUUCUCUGAAUGUUUUGUUGCUGCCAGCUUAUGGGAGGUAGAGCUCAGCACUAACUGUUGCGGAAUAUCAUGUACUUAAACUUUGCAUUUAUUGUGCAUUUUAGCACACAAAUUGUAAGAUAUUGUAAUCACCUCUAUUUUACUACACCUUUGAUACUUAAUGUUUCCUCAAAUUUAAAAUACAUUUUGAAUAAUAAUAAAAGAAGCCUGUAUUAAUGUUUGAUAAUAGAGGAACUGUGAAUGACAUUAUUUAACCCUUGUUUCUUUCUCUCUCUUGUGUGCAAAUUGGUAACACUUACUUUAUAUAUGACAAUGCUCAAAUGCUUGUUUCUGUAUAUUCAGAAUCUAAUAUUCUUAGAGUGAGUCUGGAAUUUCACUUGAUUGAGUACUGGGCAGUAUCCAGCAUAAUGUAUCUAAAUGAGAGAUUGAAAUUAUGGCUUUUAGUAUAAUCAUAAAAAUUGGUGCUGAUAUGCAAGCAGGAUUUGUUUUGUAAAUAUAUGUAUGUUUUUUAUGAAAUAAAUGAAAGUUUCACUGUC
Pieris brassicae (large cabbage white) is the source of this 2537-nucleotide messenger RNA. RefSeq names its product ubiquitin carboxyl-terminal hydrolase 30 homolog (gene Usp30). Gene Ontology annotation, cellular component: cytosol; nucleus. Gene Ontology annotation, molecular function: cysteine-type endopeptidase activity; cysteine-type deubiquitinase activity. The coding region runs from base 312 to 1739 and encodes 475 amino acids. Gene Ontology annotation, biological process: protein deubiquitination. The transcript has 9 exons. The record is from RefSeq and is a predicted model, not a curated record. Lineage: Eukaryota; Metazoa; Arthropoda; Insecta; Lepidoptera; Pieridae.